AUGGCCGACAGUAUAUCUGGGUGGUUUCAAACCAUCCCCCUCAUCACGCGAUACUGGUUCGGCGCCUCGAUCGUCGUGCCGCUGCUCGGAAGAUUUGGGCUGAUCUCGGCGAAGUUCUGCUAUCUAUCAUGGGAGCUCGUGUUUUAUAAAUUCCAAUUCUGGCGGCCGUUCACUGCAUUGAUCUUCUACCCCGUAACACCGCAAUCCGGAUUCCACUGGCUGAUGAUGCUCUUCUUCAUGUACAACUACUCGAAAAACCUGGAGAGUGAGGUCUUCGAUGGCCGGCCCGCCGACUACUUCUAUCUGCUGUUCUUCAACUGGGCGGUCGCAACGAUCUUGUGUAUGGCGCUGGAAGUCGGGUUUUUGCUGGACGUGAUGGUGCUCUCCGUGCUCUACAUUUGGUGCCAGUUGAACAAGGACAAGAUCGUCUCUUUCUGGUUCGGCAUGCAAUUCAAGGCUGUCUACCUGCCCUGGGUGCUCUGCGCCUUCAACGCUGUGCUACGAGGCGGCGGCUUGCACGAAUUGAUCGGGAUCUUCAUCGGGCACUCGUACUACUUCCUGGCCAUCGCCUACCCACAAGAGCACGGCGGCUACUCGUUCCUGGAGACGCCCAGCUUCCUCUACAACUUGCUGCCGAAUCAACGGACCGGCGUGCGCAACAUCUUCGGCACUGCAGCGGACCGUCGUGAUCAAGCCGAAGCACGACCACAGGCCCCCCGCGGACAUGACUGGGGUAUGGGCCGCCCUCUUGGACAG
Mesorhabditis spiculigera is the source of this 756-nucleotide messenger RNA. The record is from the annotation of a GenBank genome assembly. Lineage: Eukaryota; Metazoa; Nematoda; Chromadorea; Rhabditida; Rhabditidae.